UUGGCCCAAACAGAGGUAGUGCGAAAGUUAUAGGACUCUUAAUUGCGUCCUGUUCACGGGACGAUUCUUCACCGCAUACGGCGCAGGCCCAUUCGUUUCUUAUGACGAUAUGAUAGCAUGGUUUAACCACAAGUUUGACGUAUCUCAGCGGAUGAAGAAAGCGCCUCUCGACGCUCUGCAGUUCGACAGCUCGUGGCCACCAGUCUUUGCACACAAAGACUUGUGUCCCCGGAACAUUUUGUUAGCACGCGAUAGCACGUUGUAUGUCUUGGACUGGCACAGAUCUGGGUUUUACCCUGCAUGGUUCGAGUAUGCCAGCAAGCGCUGUGACGUGCACUUCAAGUCAUGUUUAUGGGACCUUCUGAUUCCCUUUAUCUCUCACACCAUUUCCAGUCGCACACGAAAGCUCGUAGCGGAGUACCAAAGCAACAUUGGGUGGGCACUUCACAUCGGUGCUUUUAUUGUGUAGUACUUGACGUGUGCACUAAUACCAAGUGCCAUGACGUGCAAGUCAGCAUCGUGCACUGUGCUAACUUGACCGUACCAGUCCACGGUGAUUGCAAUCAGCAAAUUGCUGCUUGAGCUGCGUCACGACAGAUGGCAGCUUGGAUUGUGAUGCACUUCAGACAUGUAAGCAGCAUGCACGACAUAGAUGGCAACAGUCUCGAGUUUCUGCUUCAUACAUUAGGUUUCAAU
Messenger RNA from Suillus paluster, 696 nucleotides. RefSeq lists its product as uncharacterized. Bases 110 to 469 code for a protein of 119 amino acids. The record is from RefSeq and is a predicted model, not a curated record. The transcript has 3 exons. NCBI's taxonomy places the organism in Eukaryota, Fungi, Basidiomycota, Agaricomycetes, Boletales, Suillaceae.